AACAGAAGAAAGGAAAGUAUAGUCUCUAUCGUUUUUGAAAAAGACUAAUCGGAGGCGACCGUUGGAAGUCGACAGUUAUUCUCCCCUCCCUCCCCUAAAACCCUAAUCUCCCAUACUCUUACCAAGAUUUCAAGCCCAGAGAAGGAAAGGAAGGGCUAAAGCCCUCUCAUCUCAUUCGAGAUCAGCGCCCGCCGAUCGAAACUGACACCCUCGAUGUCGGAUUGGUAUUUCCCGCCUCGAUCGCCAAGCAAUUCAACCUUCUGUGAUCCGGGAGAUCGGUUCAUACCCACGAGAAGUUUGAUGAAUUUAGACAUUGCUCAAUGCUCGCUUAGAAGAAAGCAGGAAAGCGUCGAUCUGACAGCCGACUCAUCGCCCCCGAUUUUGACAGUGAAGGAAGAGUACAGGAGGAAGUUGGAAGAGAAUCUGAUGCUGGAUUCAGAAGGAAAGCCCUUCAAGAUGCUCGUUUUCAAGAGGAGCCCGAGAACUUGCAGAACACAAGUGCGUCUUGUGGACGAAAUGCUGCAGCAGGAUAGAGACAGAUCCAACACCGUCAAGACGUUUCGAUACCUCCCCAAGUCAGCUGAAAAGGUACUCGACGCCCCUGACCUAGUGGACGACUAUUAUUUGAAUCUCCUUGACUGGGGGCAAAAUAACAUCCUCGCUGUCGCAUUGGGAUCUGUGGUGUAUCUGUGGAAUGCUGAAAGCGGCACGGCUCAGAAACUCAUGGAAACGGUUGAGGAUGAAGCGUAUCCAACGAGUGUUGCAUGGUCGAGAGAUGGGAAAACAGUGGCGAUUGGGCUUAACGACUCCAAAAUCCUGCUAUGGGAUGCUGCAACAUCACGUCAGGUGAGAAGCUUGGAAGGGCAUCAGGCCAGAGUGGGAAGCCUUGCAUGGAACGUAAAUCUCUUAACGUCAGGGAGCCAGGACAGCACCAUUAUCAAUCAUGAUGUGAGAGACAGUUACAGAUUUGCAUCUUGUUUGCGGGGGCAUAGUGAAGAAGUGUGUGGUUUAAGAUGGUCCAGCGGAGGAAAUCUACUGGCGAGUGGCGGCAACGACAAUGUCCUUCAUGUAUGGGAAACUGCACGCAUGGCAUCAUCCAAAUGCCUGUUCAGGUUCGAAGACCAUUGUGCAGCAGUCAAGGGCCUUGCUUGGUGCCCACACCAGUCCAAUAUACUGGCCUCCGGUGGUGGCACAGCGGAUCGGUGCAUAAAGAUAUGGAAUACUCAGAUAGGACAAUGUCUCAAUAGCAUAGAUACCAAAGCACAGAUUUGUGCACUGGAAUGGAAUAGGCAUCAGAAGGAGAUUUUGAGUGCCCAUGGAUUCAGCCAAAACCAGCUCUGCUUGUGGAGAUACCCUUCUAUGUCGAAAAUCGGAGAGCUAACAGGCCAUACAUCCAGAAUCCUAAAUCUUUCCCAGAGCCCAGAUGGAUUGACUGUAGCAUCGGCUGGGGCAGAUGAGACCCUUCGCCUCUGGAAGGUGUUUGGACCACCUAAUUCCACCUCUUCAAGGGUUCAGGAUAAGGAGAGUACAAGCCCAUUGUCUGUUAAUAGAUUGCACAUACGAUGAAUCUGUGCCGUUACAAAGGUGAUGAAUCCCUGACGAGUCCCAAGAAGUCUUCAUUUUAUUAUGGAGUCAAUUUUUGUUGUGGGUGUUUGAGCGGGGUUUCAGUAAAUUUAAGGAAGUUGUCAAUAUACAUUUUUCAGAGGAAGUUGAGAAAUGUGAUACAUUGAAAUUCACGGAGUGAAAUCUCCUUCACUGUGCAGACUAAUUGUAAAACAUAAUUUGAAAAUGAAAAUGA
Messenger RNA from Magnolia sinica, 1798 nucleotides. Its product is annotated as cell division cycle 20.1, cofactor of APC complex-like. Lineage: Eukaryota; Viridiplantae; Streptophyta; Magnoliopsida; Magnoliales; Magnoliaceae. Gene Ontology annotation, molecular function: ubiquitin ligase activator activity; anaphase-promoting complex binding; protein binding. Bases 214 to 1566 code for a protein of 450 amino acids. Gene Ontology annotation, biological process: positive regulation of anaphase-promoting complex-dependent catabolic process; anaphase-promoting complex-dependent catabolic process; positive regulation of ubiquitin protein ligase activity. The transcript is spliced from 8 exons. The record is from RefSeq and is a predicted model, not a curated record. Gene Ontology annotation, cellular component: anaphase-promoting complex.